UCCGUCAUGUAGAUGCCCAUGUCCCCAAGAGUCGGGCUAAAGAGGAGCACCAACACAAUGAGCAGGUAGAUCAGGCUGCAAGGAUAGAGGUGUCACAGAUAGACUUAGACUGGCAACACAAGGGAGAGUUGUUCCUGGCUCGAUGGGUCCACAAUGCCUGAGGUCACCAAGGCAGAGAUGCUACCUAUAAGUGGGCACGAGACCGAGGGGUGGAUCUCACCAUGGACAGUAUUUCCCAGGUUAUCCAUGACUGUGAGACGUGUGCUGCCAUCAAGCAAGCCAAGCGAGUGAAGCCCCUCUGGUAUGGGGGGCGGUGGUCCAAAUAUAAGUAUGGGGAGGCCUGGCAGAUUGACUACAUCACACUGCCUCAGACACGCCAAGGCAAGCGCUACGUGCUGACCAUGGUGGAAGCCACCACUGGAUGGUUGGAGACCUACCCUGUGCCUCACACCACUGCCCGCAACAGCAUCCUGGGCCUGGAAAAACAAGUCCUUUGGAGACAUGGUACCCCUGAGAGAAUUGAGUCAGACAAUGGGACUCAUUUCAAGAACAGCCUCAUAUGCACCUGGGCCAGAGAACACGGCAUCGAGUGGGUGUACCACAUUCCUUAUCACGCACCAGCGGCUGGGAAAGUGGAACGGUGCAAUGGGCUGCUUAAAACCACCUUGAAGGCACUGGGUGGGGGGACUUUCAAGAACUGGGAGAUUAAUCUACCAAAGGCCACAUGGUUAGUGAACACCCGUGGUUCCACUUAUCAAGCAGGCCCUGCCCAGUCUGAGCCCUUGAGAACACCAGAUGGGGACAAGGUUCCAGUGGUGCAUAUGAGAGCCAGAAGAGGAAGCGGAAGGCUGGGCCUCGGCCCAUUUCACCCGUGGAGUUCGGACAAGAAGGACGAUCGCCGCCUGUGUGCCAUCCCAGCGUCGGGAAACCAUCAUCAAACCCUGCCCGGCUGUCUUCUCGCUGUGAACUACCACCAUCCAGCACUCUGCUGA
This is a messenger RNA of Cinclus cinclus, 992 nucleotides long. RefSeq lists its product as uncharacterized. The transcript is spliced from 2 exons. Gene Ontology annotation, biological process: DNA integration. Gene Ontology annotation, molecular function: nucleic acid binding. Bases 222 to 992 code for a protein of 256 amino acids. The record is from RefSeq and is a predicted model, not a curated record. NCBI's taxonomy places the organism in Eukaryota, Metazoa, Chordata, Aves, Passeriformes, Cinclidae.